CCCCUGAGCAGGGGACAAAGCCGCUUGUUAACUCAGCCUCGCUCCUGUCUUGUUGCUUUAGGGCGCCACAGCCUGGCCGUGCUAGUCACAGCCGUCAUCAACGAAGACGGGACCCAUCACUUCAUCAUGGUCGCCCGGCUGGAUGACGUUCAGAUCGCGAACUACAGCAGUGACACGCGAGAGGUCAGAGCCACCCACGAGUGGGCAGAACAGGCCCUGGGCGCUGAGUAUCUCCAGGAAAAGACCCAGGAGUUCUGGACAUAUGAGGAGGAUUCUAAAGGAGGUAUCAGGAGGUGGAUGCAGCUGCACAACCAGACGGACGUGCCUCCCGAGGUCUCGGUUUCCUGCAGAGACACCCCCGACAGCUCCAUCAUCCUCUCCUGCCGCGCCAGGGGCUUUCACCCACGUCCCAUCCAUGUCUCCUGGGUGCGGGACGGAGAAGACAUCCUGGCGGAGAUGGACUCCAGCGGGAUCCUGCCCAACGCCGACGGCACCUACUACACGCAGUCGUCCCUAGAGAUCUCCCUGCAGCAGGACGGGCACCGCUACGCCUGCCGGGUGGAGCACAGCAGCCUGGGGGAGCCCACGCUCGUCUGGGCCCCUGGGAAGAAGGGCCCCCUGCCCCCUGGGGUCCUGGCCGCCAUCGUCCUGGCCGUGCUGGUUCUGGCUGGAGCCGUAGGGGCCGGCGUCGUCCUGUGGAGGGGAAAAUCAGCAGGCCCCUACGCUCUGGCAGCCACAUAGAUCAGAGAAGAUUCUGCCUCCAGCUCUUCAUGGGGGCAGACACCCGGAGCGUGGGACGGGACCCCAGCGUCGGGGGAGCCCUGCCCAGCUGUUGACCCUGCUGUCUCCGUGAUCUCUGUCCACUGACUCCCUUCUGCUCUGGGGGAGAUUCUGGCGUGGCUGUUAGAGCAGUUUUCUCCUGUGGUGUUGGGUCUUAAGCUGUUGUAUUGCAGGGUUUGCAUCUCUCCUGCAGCUUGUUCAUUCCAAGUCACCGGUCACUGGGCCCUUCUCCGGCCAGGGCCAGGGGCGGCUCCAGGCACUAGCAUGCCAAGCGCAUGCUUGAGGUGGCAAGCCAC
Molecule: messenger RNA, 1076 nt
Organism: Mauremys reevesii (Reeves's turtle)
Lineage: Eukaryota; Metazoa; Chordata; Testudines; Geoemydidae
Product: class I histocompatibility antigen, F10 alpha chain-like
Exons: 5
Coding region: 127-741 (204 amino acids)
Biological process (GO): immune response
Cellular component (GO): external side of plasma membrane
Source: RefSeq, a predicted model, not a curated record